UUUACACGUUGCAAUAAAACACUGAUAUAUGUAGACGUGAAAUUGAGAACAGGAAAAAACAAACAAAUGUUGCAGGCAAAUGUGAAGACAGCUUAGCUAGUUAUCGUAUCAAAGAGAAAGGCCCAUGUUUGUAAAGAAACAACAAGAGCGUGGUUUUGCUAAUUGACCGUCUUCAAAAGCUACAUUCGGCGCGGGAACGCUACUGCAUGCACAAUUAUUUCUGACAGUCAACACACAUAGUCCAAUCCAGCAGAGAUGACCAAGUGCAAGAAGAAGAAGAGGCAGGAUGACUUCCAGAAGGUCAAGCUGAAGGUGGGGAAGACUAAGCCUAAAGCUGACAACGCCACCAACAUCAACUUCCGUACCAAGGGAAUAAACCUAACUGAACAGCUGAAGAAAGAUGCUAAUGCACUCACCACACACAGGAAGCUCAACAUCAAGGACCUGUUGUCCCAGCUGCAUCACUACAGUGGUACAGUGAAACAGGGAGCUCUUGUGGGACUGAGGGAGCUGCUGACCCUUCACCCCUCAGAGUUAGACCAACACCUCUUCAGUCUGCUCAGCGAGGCUGCUGCUGUCUUCACAGACAAGGACCCAAAUGUGCGGAUGUCUGCCACACGCCUGCUCAGGUUCAUAGCCCAGAGUGUGCCAGCGGAGCGGACGUCUCCAUUCUUCCCUCUCCUCUCUGCCCACCUCUCCUGUGCCAUGACCCACAUCGAGACGGGUAUCCAGGAGGAUGCCCUGAAGGUCCUCGACGUUUUGCUGGACCACUAUCCUGCCCUGCUGGCCGCUCGUCCCGCCCUGCUGCUCACCAACUUCCUGGAGCUGAUCUCGCACAGAAGUACCGGGGGCGGGGCAAGGAAGGGGCAGGAGGGGAAGGGGAGGAGCUGGGCCCUGUCAGUCAACCCUAACAGGAACGUGACUGGUCAGCAGUGGAGACUCACAGUGCUGUUCAGACUGUGGCGUUUUCUUCAGGCGGUAGUUGAGGAGAGGCGAGGGGAGGAGGGGGUUGCAUGUGUCUCAGGUGACAUGUUCAGUGUUUUGAAUGGACAAGGAGGAGCUAACGUACCUUUGGAGCUCAACUGGGAGGAGCUUACCUACAAAAAAGGCGGAUUUCAGGUGUUUGAACAUUCAGGAGCCACGCCCACUCCGCACUCCACCUUCAAACUCAGGCCGGAGACUGAGCCUGGGGUGAGUGAGGGGCUGGGCACAGGGGAGGCUGUACGGGGCUUUGCCUCCACCCUGGUGCCCCUUUUACUAGACGUCUGGGUAGAGGCUAGUGCCAGCGACCGGAGCAAGACUGACAGUGCUCAUCUCCUCACCCCCGACGCCAUGUCAUUGAUGUACCAGGUCCUCUCCAUACUACAGCUGCUACACAAGCUGGCGCCACAGAGAGAACACCAGGAAACACUGGAUGCGUGGUUUCGCAGUGAGUACCUGGGGGAUUUUAAGCAGCACUUCAUGAAGAACUUCCCCUAUGGAAAUCUGGACACUCCUAAACAAAGGCGGAAGACGGACCCCAAGAGGAGUAAGCAGGCCCCUACAAUCCCAGGGCAGACAGUGGAACCCUUGGCUCUGAACGUGCUGCUCUGCCAGGUCAUGGUUUCCAUGGUUACCCUCGGCCAGAGGGAGGGGCCAGCCCAGGAGCCCGAUGCUGAGUGGCUGAUGCCUCUGAGAGGGUUUGUCCAAGAGACUCUGUCCAGUGGGGCCAAGCUGAGCCAGAGACACCUGCAUACACUCCUGGAGACUGUCUGGAGAAUGGUCAUCACACAACGCAGCAGGGCGGUGACGGAGGACCUGUUACAGGCGGUGUAUGUUCAGUACCAGCAGAUGAACCUGAAUCUGCAGACCAGAACACUGCUACUUUCCUUCUACAGCAGACUGUACCUACAGGAACACAACCACACACACAUCGCCAGGAGUAGAGUGUUGUCUCGGUGGCUGGCUGCUCUACCGCUCCAGUUGUCCCAGCUGGGCCACCGUAACCCUGCCCUCUCAGACAGGCUCCUCCUCUCCAUCCAGGCUGCUGCCUCCCGCGGGAACAAGGCCCUGCUGAACUCCCUACACACACAUGCAUGCAGGCUCUACGACCCACAGGAGGGCAGUGUGGUAUUGUUACCGGCUGAGUCUCAGCAGCGAUUGGUCCAGCUACUCUACUUCCUGCCUGUGAUGUCACAGGGUCUGUUGGCCAAUCUGAGUCGCUGCUGCACUGCGGGACGCGUCUCUGCCGGCCUGGCUGCCUCCCUCAUACGCAUCAUACACCUCAGGUCCUCUUUGAGUGGCUGGUCAGUAGGGUCUCAGGACGCGACGCUGCGUGAUGUUGACUACAUCAGCUUCCUGUUCUCCACCCUCACAGGGUUUUCAUCUGAUGAGCUGUCCACCCUGCAGGAGGCUGGGGAUGACAGCGUGCUCCCUCCCUCCCCCCUCUCCCCCCUCAGCCUCUACCCCACCCCCCUGGAGCAGUUCACACACCACUGGGACGUGGUGGAGGAAGUGUGCCACUGCUUGGAGACGCUGGGGUCUCGUUCACAGUGCUUCGACGUGCUGCAGAACGGCAUCUGCAAGAACCUGACUGGUCUGGCUGUGGUACCAGACAGUAUGGCAGCAGGGUUGUUGAGAGCAGUGGCCAGACUGUUGGACCUGUCCUUCCUCCCCAGUGAACCUCUGCUGAGGUUCCUGUCCCGCUGCUGCCUCAGCCUACUGUCUCUGCUACUGACACUACAGCAGGACACCGCCUCAGAGAACAACCACAAGAGGGAGGCAGUGUGGGGCGCGUGUGUGGCAGCGCUGAGCAGCAUUCCCCGGCUGUUGCGGUUGGUUCUGCAGUCUUUGCGAGUUAGGGACCUGUGUGAGGAGGAGCUGCCUCAGCUGGCCCAGAUACUGUCCCUGCUGCUGCAGCACACAGCGCUACGCAACCACAUGCUGGCUAACGCAACUCUACUACAACACAUUAUACAGGACCUCACGAGGUACUGUCGAGGUGAGUCCAAGGAGCAGUGGAUGACUGACCUCCUGUACUGCUACAGCGUAACCAUGGCGACUCACCGGGGAAACCUGGGGCUCCGAGACAUCUACUGACCUAGGCCCCAAACCAACCACAGACCCUUCUGCCCGUCUUACUGUUCUCUGUCCACUGUCUAACCCAUAUGUCAAACUUAUUCCACUGAGGUACGAGUGUCUGCGGGCUUUCGCUCCACCCUUGUACUUGAUGGAUGAAUUAAGUUCACUAACGAGUCAGGAACUCCCCUCACCUGAUUGUCUUAAUUGAAAGGAAAAAAGUAAAACCUGCAGACACUCAGUCGUCCGUGGAAUGAGUUUGACACCCCUGGUCUAACCUCAGACAUCCUGUCUUCCCCAUCGGUCUCUCUGUCCUCCUCAUUCAGCUUUUAUUCCUGGCCCAAAACCAACUGUCUUCAUAUUGCUAAAUAUUGUGGCCACCACUAGUCCUGGAGAGAUAAAAUGAUGUGCAAGCUUUAGUUACAGUGCAGCACUAACAUACUGAUCGCCUGAAUCAGUGCUGGGUUGGAACUAAUGCCUGCACACACUGCAUCUCCAAGACCAGGAUUGAAUUAAAGGAUUUCUCAACUGAUUACUGCUUUUAUUACAAAAAGAGAAAAUAAAGCUUGAGUCAGUGAAACUUA
Molecule: messenger RNA, 3641 nt
Organism: Salmo salar (Atlantic salmon)
Lineage: Eukaryota; Metazoa; Chordata; Actinopteri; Salmoniformes; Salmonidae
Source: RefSeq, a predicted model, not a curated record